AUGUUCAUCGAUUAUUCCAGCUUAACAAGGUAUAAAGAGAUUAAUGAUAUAUUUUUAAGUCAAUGUACCAUUUUAAUGAAAUUUUAUGAUGAGAAGACAAUUCAAAGUAAAUUAGAAUUUAUAAUCCGUGAAUUCGAAUCUUUGGAUUUAAAUGUGCCAGAUGCUGUAUUCUUUAUGGAUGAGUCACAAUUGGAACAGUUUUUAUAUUUAACCCUUUGUAAUAACCAAAUGAAACAGGCUUAUGAUGUUAUAAUUCGUUGUCCAACACUAUAUUUAGUUGAACCUGACUUUUUAUCGCCGAUAAAAUAUAAAGAAUAUUAUAUAUUUCAAAUUGAGUUAUGUAAACAGGUAAAAGAUUUAAGAAAAGAAUAUCGAUAUUUGAGAAUUAAAAUAUUUGAAAACGUUAAGAAUCUGAUAAUAAGUUUAGUGCCUAACAUGUCCUCUGACUUAGAUAAUUUUGAAAAUUUAAACACUUUACAAAAGAUUUUGUUUAAAUUCCAUUCAGAAAUUAGUUCAUUUCCAUAUGAAGUUCCUGAUGUAAAAUUUGAUAUUCCUAAUAUAAGAAACGAAAAUACUUUAGAGUUAAUCAAUAAAUAUGGAAAUCAAAUUAAAAGGUUUAACUUUUAUAAUUUUAUGUUUAUGACAGUGCCCUCUGAUUUAGGAAAUUAUAAUUUUUCAAACAAUGACAUAAAACUAUUAAAGACAAAACAUAAAAUAAAUAUUACAUUUCAAUAUAAAAAUAAAGAAGAAGUUAAAUUAUUUCCAUAUACUUUUGAUAACGAUGAUCAAUAUAAAGACGAAAAAUGUGAAAAUGUUUCAAUUUGUAAACCAUCCAGCUUGUUUUCUACUGCCACUGAAUAUUCUAAGAGCGUAAAUUUGAAACCAAAUUACAAUUCACUUUUAUCAAGUGAUGCUAAUAUCAGUGGGGGUAGUGCUUUAUUCGGUAACAUUUUUGAAUCUUCAGACGAUCCUAUAAUAUUCACUGAUGAUGAUCUGGUCGUUAAAGAGAUAAGUCUCCAAAAAAAUAAUGAAAUUAAUAUUUUAAAUUUAAAGACCUCCCUACCAAGUUCUACAUUAAAGCCUACAUAUAAUUUAGUCUCUUCCAAUAAUACUUCAUAUAACAGAAGUGAAAGUCUUCCUUAUAAGAGAAAUUAUCACUGUACCUCAGAAAAGGAAAAUGAAAUAAUUAUAACACCAAGAAAUCAGACACUGAAUGAUGUAACUUUGAACUCUCAUAACACAAAUAUCUUACGUGACAAAAAAAAUUUACAAGAACAAAUGGUCAAUUGUAAAAUAAAAAGUUUAGAUGAAAUUUCUAUAAAAGAAUUCAUCAAAUAUAAACUAACGAGAUUAAAAAUAGGUAUAGUCGCAAAGAGCGAAUAUGUAUAUGACAACAAUUAA
Molecule: messenger RNA, 1401 nt
Organism: Tetrapisispora phaffii CBS 4417
Lineage: Eukaryota; Fungi; Ascomycota; Saccharomycetes; Saccharomycetales; Saccharomycetaceae
Exons: 1
Coding region: 1-1401 (466 amino acids)
Source: RefSeq, a predicted model, not a curated record